Belonocnema kinseyi is the source of this 4318-nucleotide messenger RNA. RefSeq names its product tetratricopeptide repeat protein 14 homolog. NCBI's taxonomy places the organism in Eukaryota, Metazoa, Arthropoda, Insecta, Hymenoptera, Cynipidae. The transcript has 14 exons. Gene Ontology annotation, molecular function: protein binding. Bases 248 to 4069 code for a protein of 1273 amino acids. The record is from RefSeq and is a predicted model, not a curated record.
ACAGCACUCUACAGUACAAUAUGGUGCAAUUUCGUAUGUGUCUGUACUCUGUUCUAGAGAACUAGACGCAGCUCUCGUCUCGAACAUCGUGACCCGAAAAAAAGAAAGAGUUCACGGGAUGUAGUGAGAAAAGCUAAUUGUUAAAUCGCCAAGGGUGAUUAGUUGAGACUUUUUUAUAUCUACGUUCUUAGCACAACGGAACGUAAUUUUAGUUAACAAGUAUUACAGGUUAGGUUGAUCUGCCGAUAUGGAGUCGAUGGAAGCGCGUCUCGUAGCGCAAGCCUUGAAUUACCAUGGUCAACAGUUGCAGAAAGUUUGGGAGAGCGAGCGCAACGAAAAUGAGCUUGCUAUGCUAAACCUCAAAGAACCCAGUUUUGAAAUUUAUCAGCAGAGACAAAAAACGCUCAGCUUUAGCGACAGAGGAAAGAGGCUAAAACUACAGCAGUUUAUUGCUAAAAAGGCCGACGCUCUUUAUGACAAGUCGAAUUUGGAAACAACUGUUGAGCCAAUCAAGCAACAACUUGGUGAUGAAGAGUUUUAUGCAACUGUGCCAGGGCUUGAUUCGUUCGUCACAAUGGAAAAAUCUCAGCGCAUUCGAAACUUUUUAGAGAGUUUGGUCGUGGGUGAUGUAAUUUAUGCACAAGUGAUGGGAAAAAGUGCCGCUGGAUUAUUACUCAAGAUUCUUUGCAACUGUAGUGAUUGUCCGAGAGUGGUUACCGAUCUUGGUGUUAAGGCCUUGAUAUUGAACACGGCGACAGUGCCGGCAGUGGACAAGAAGGGUGUGACUCGAGGGUACAUGGCCAAUGAUCUGGUGUGCGUCUGUGUGAGUGAAGUAAACGUUGAGGCGGAACGAGUAGUCGCCGUCAUGAACGUAAGCCCUCGCGAGGGUCAGGCUCCGCACCCACCUAUGGGUCUUAUCCAUACCGACGACCUACCGGAUGCUUACAAGAAAGCGAUGGACAACAAAGGACAGAGUUUUGAUUCUAUCAUGGAGAAUAGCACUGGAUUCAACAAUCCCAACAACAUUAAAUACCUUUGCGACUUGAUGUCACUGGGUCAAGACAAUUAUUCCAACAUGGUUGGUCUUAGAGAAAAAUUUCCACCGAAUGAAUAUAGUACAGAAUUGAGACAAGCUCAAGCCAGCAAAUGGGCGUUCCGCAGUGUGGCGGAAGGAAUAGAUCAUUUCAAAGCAGGAAGACACGCUGAAGCUUUCCAGUGCCUGAAUAAAGCGCUGGUGGUUGAUCCCCGCAACGUCGAGGGAUUGGUAGCACGUGGCGCAUUAUAUGCGAACAGUGGCAGUUUCAAGAAAGCCAUAGACGACUUUGAAACGGCCCUGAAACUGAAUCAAACUCACGCGAACGCUCGUAAAUACAUGGCCGAGACACUUGUGGCUCUCGGGCGAAGUUACGAGGACGAGAAAAAAUUCGAGGAAGCUCAGAAGGCUUACGAGAAUUGUUUGGCAAUCGCUCCCUAUCACGAGGAGGCGAGAAACUCGAUCGAGUAUAUAAAGAAGCGAGCACUUGGCGGAGCUGCCUUAAAUCCGCUCGAGACGUUCAAGACCUUCGAAGCCGAGAGUGAGAAUCCUGAGGGGAAAAAGGAGAAGAAAAAGCGGAAAAAGGAGAGAAAGUCGAGGUCGAAAAAACGAGCGAGAUGGAGUUCAAGUUCAAGUUCGUCGUCGAGUGGAUCCUCGAGUUCGUCAAGUUCGGAUUCGAGCAGUUCAUCCUCGUCGGGAAGUUCUCGAUCGGCAUCUCGAUCGCCAAAUAGUAGUCGUAAGAAGAAGCAUAAGAAGGAUCGAGGUUCUCUGUCGCCACUGAGCAAGAGAAUGGCUCAAUACAAUAAUCCGCCAGCAGCGAGCAGCUCACUCCAAGAAUUGAUGGCUCCAAUGGCCUCUGGCUCGAGGGGAGCAGGAAUUGAUGGUUACGAGUUGCAAGUUCGGAAAUUCUUGGAUCAGACGAAGGAUGACUCGGAUUAUGAGGAAAAAGUGAGGAAAUUCCUGGAGGAAACCGCACGUUGGAAGCGUGAAAGAGAAAAGGAGAAGAAACAUUCAGAGAGUGAGAAACCCAAGAAAAAGAAAAAGAAGGAUAAGAAAACUAAAGAUAAAGAUAAGGAAGAGAAAAAGAGUCGAAAGAAGAAGAAGAAGGAGGAACGUAAGAAGCGUAAGAGUAGUAAAGACAAGAUGGAGAGGGAUCUCGAGGUUUUGAAAAAGUCUUCCUUGCCGGAUUUGGAACAACUUGAAUCGAAACUCAGCGCUUAUUAUGCAAAGGUUGAAAAAGAAACGGCUGUUUUGAAAAGUAAUGCAGAGAAGCUUGCCGAAAGUUCUCGCAGAGAAGAAGAGUUUCGCCGAGAACGUGAAAGAGAAGAAAUGGCCAAAGCUUAUCAUGAGAGAGAGCCAAGAAUGCCUUUGACUUCCCAACAACGAAAAGAAAUCCAACGAAAGCCACUCACAGACAUCUUUGAGCAAGAGUCACAGUUGAUUCAUCCUGAGCCUAAAAUGCCUUCUUUAGACACUGCAGCUCUGAAUGCAAAGUGGAAAGCUGCUCAAGCUGCAAGGCAAAAGGAUGUCCACCACUCGUCAAAAUGGCAGGAUUUAUCCGAGAAGAAGUCACGAGUCGACAGUGACGAUGAUGGCGAUAAUGAGGCGGAAGAAAAGCUGCAGCGAACGGCUCUCGAGAAGUCGAUGAACAUCAGAAAGCAGAUGCAGCGUGAAUUGGCUGAGAAGCGAGCCGCACAGCCACCAUCACCACCUCCGCCAAUGCCGAAAGAGCCACCACCCAAGCAGGCGCCUGUCAAAUAUCCCGCACAACAGCAGCCUCAGACGAAAUUCACGUCAGGCUCCUCGGCCCCGAGCAGCCAAAACAAAUCUAGCAAUAAUCUCGGUGGCAAAUUCCAGCCUAUCGGCCAGAGCAGUGGCAGCAACAACAGCCAUCCGCCGGAACCGCCUGGUAGACCGCCCGCCAAUAAGACACAGAGUCUGUCCAAGGGUCCGAGAACGGAUUCGGAGAGUGACUCGGAGCGAAGAGCGUCGCCGCGAAAGCGCGAGUCGAGUGGACGACCGAUGCAGAGAAGAAUGAGCCGAGAACGGCCAGUGAAACGAUCAUCCAGAAGUCGAUCUCGAAGUGCCUCAAGUUCUGGCUCGUCGAGGUCGCGUUCAGUGAGACGCUCGAGGUCGAGAUCGUACUCAAACCGAUCGAGACGUUCGGGCAAGUCGGGAAGUUACGAGCGUAAGUACAGUCGCUCGCCUUCCGGCACUUACAGUCGAUCGCGCUCAAGGUCGCGCUCAAGAUCGUACUCGAGAAGUCGCAGUCGUAGCCGAUCGGGCGAGAGACGAUACCACAGGAAUCGACAAUUCCGGCCAUACAACAACAAUCGUGGUACGUACUACAAGCCGCGAUUCCAAGCCUACAACAAUCAGAAUCACCGGGGCGGGCAGAACUUUCAGAAUCGAAAUCGGUUCUACAAUAAUCAGCAGAACAAUCGGUAUCAGAACCGCCGAGGCGGCUUCCAGCACCGCUACAAUAAUUACAAUAAUCAGAAUAAUCGUGGUGGCCGUGGCGGGCAGAAUCGUGGUGGCCGAUUCUUCCACAAUAACAGGCAGAGCGGAUUCCGCGAUUAUCGUGACAAUAAUCGGCGAGAGUACCGAGAUCGGCGUGCCUACUCGAGAGAUCGAUACAGUGACAGGAGCUAUUCGCCGGAUCCGAUGAGGAAGGUGGACGAGGCGAAGGAGAAGAUAAAUAAGAUUCUGGAGAGUGGCGAUGAUAAUGCGUCGUCGACGAGGCAGCAGUCGGCUGCUGGACCUGCACUACCGCCCAACAAGAGGCAAGAGGGACCGCUCAGCGAAGGCGAGGAACGGGACGAUGAUGACUACGAGAGGUGGGGCGCGGGCGAGGGGGGCGACUCUACGAACAAGAGCGAGGAGGCGGCUGUACCUGGAGUAGCAGCAGUACCUGGAUUACCUGGCGUAUUUGGCGAGGAUAAUAACUUGGAGGGGAAGGAAACUUUCAUUGAGCGCAUGAAGCAGCGAAGCAAGAAUGUUUUAAUUCAGAGGGCCAUCGCAGCCAAGAUUUGGUAGAGGGACAAGAGAGAGAGAGAGAGAAUGAGGGUGAGGGAGAGAGACACAGACCGACAGACAGACACCGGCCGCGCUCUUUUCUCGUCCCGUCUGUGAUAUAGCGCCACACUUCUCAUCGACAACUCUGCUGAUGGGCCGCCACAUUUUUUGCUUUGGAAGUAACAUAACUACUGCAUAGAAAGAAACAACUAGAGCGAGGCUGCCGGUUGGUACGUUUUUCAGAGUUCACACACACAAAAAAAAGAAAAA